Messenger RNA from Psylliodes chrysocephalus, 2001 nucleotides. The record is from the annotation of a GenBank genome assembly. Lineage: Eukaryota; Metazoa; Arthropoda; Insecta; Coleoptera; Chrysomelidae.
CUGGAUUUAACCUUGCUCCAUCUUAGUAUACAUCUUAUCAGCAUAAAGUGAAUGCAUAAUAAAAUAAUAAAAAUUAACCUUACUUACCUCACACAACGUUUUACAUUUAAACAAACCUUACCUAUAACGAUGUUGUUGAAUUCUUCUCUUGGUGGUACUGUGAGAAUUUCCCUGCUGGUUUUGUGUCUUUUAUCUGAAAGUUUAGUGAUGUGUGGAAAACUAAGUCGAUCUAUCGACGCUGCAACUGGCUCAUCAAUAAUGAAUAUACCAAGAGAUGUUUCAACAUCAUCAGUAACAACAAUUUUAUUUAAAAAUACGACCUUAGACACAAUACCAGUUCCAUCAGUACCAACAUCAACAAUAAACCAAAAUACAACAGAACUAACACAAAACUCAACAAUAAACCAAAGCACAGAGGUACCAGUUAGCCAAAUAAUUAACCAAAGUACAACAACAACUACUACUACUACAACUACUAAUCCUUUGAUUACUCAACCAAAUAAUAUAGUGCCAGUAAUUGCAGUACUACCGCCUGUGGAUGAUUGUCCCAACUUGAGCACAAUCCCCGACUUGGACCUAACAACACAGGAGGAGUUCUCAACAAUUUUAACAGAUACCUGUCGAUAUGACAGAUUUAUUAAGCCGCCAGAUCAUCUAGUAGUAAACUUUCGAUUCGAUAUGACUCAUAUUGAGUCUGCAGAUUACUUGCAACUGAAGGCGCAUAUGCUAGUCCAACUUCGUUACAGAGAUGAAAGACUGAGAUAUAAAGAAGUGUCUCCUCGCAGAGAAAUAAUAAUAGGAGAACAAGCAUUAAGAAAUAAAUUAUGGGUGCCCCAUAUUAUCAUGGCCAAUGAAAAAGAAUCCUCACUUAUGGGACUUAGUGCAAAAGACGUUUUUGUUCAAAUAUUUCCAGAUGGAGAAGUUAUUUUCACGUACAGGAUGAGUACUCUCUUCUACUGUUGGAUGAACCUGAAAAAAUUUCCAUUUGAUUUUCAAGUGUGCGACAUCACUUGGGUUAGUUGGGCGUACAAUUCUUCAAAUUUAACUUUAAAAUGGGAGCAGGAUACUCCAUUCGUUGUUGCACAAAAUCUUCACCUGACAGAAUUUGUUGUAGAAGAUAAAUGGACCGAAUAUAGUCUGCAUCCUAACAAUUUUAAAAUGGGAAGAAGUGUAGGAGGAAGCAGUGCGCAUUUCAGUGCUAUAACUUUUAAGAUGAAAUUACGUCGGGAGGUCGGAUAUUAUAUUAUGGACUAUUUUUUGCCUUCCAUAUUAUUAGUAUGUACAUCAUGGGUUACGUUUUGGUUACAAGCAGAUGCAGCUCCUCCAAGAGUGACUUUAGGUGCAUCUACCAUGCUUUCCUUUAUAACACUAAAUGGUGGACUAAGUAAAAAUUUGCCAAAAGUUUCCUACAUAAAAGCCAGCGAAAUUUGGUUUUUAGCGUGUGCAAGUUUUAUUUUUUUCUCACUUGCUGAAUUCGCAUUCGUAAAUGUUAUUUGGAGAAGAAAAAAAAAAGUUGAAAUGAAAAAGAACAACACCGUUCAUAUUUUAAAAGGUGCCUUAACUCCCAGUCUAGCAAGAAAACAAUUAAGAAAAGCAAGUUCAAUGAAUAGCCUUCAUAAAGCGAGGUCCUGUUCUAGUUUGGAUAGAGAAAUAGCAGAAAGAAAUACACAGGCCAAUUAUUUGACUGUUCACAGUUUUCCAAGUUCUUUAAUAGUGCCAACAAUCACUCAUAGUCAAGACGAACUUAUUGACAGCGACAGGGUGACGACAAUUCCAAUACCAGAAUUACAGAAUAAUCCAACACAACACCACACUUUCACCACUAUGACACCUCAAGAAGUAGCCAUAUGGAUUGACAAAAAAUCUAGAAUUGUCUUUCCAGUCGCGUUUAUUAUUUUUAAUAUAUUUUACUGGUCUUUCGUCUACGCUCUAUAGAAUUAAGUAUUUAUGUUAUUUUGUAUUUUAUUUAAUAAAUAUCGAUCUGAAUAAAUUUAGACUGCC